GAAGGGCGGCGGCCGUGCCUGCGCAGCGGUGGGGCGGCGGCGGUGGGUAAGAGGGAGGCGGCCCUCCUCCUGCGGCGGCGAUGCCGUGAUCCAUGGUGCAGCUGCCCCAGGCCCCGGUCAGCCACAGCAAGGGGUCAUCCUCCUCCUCGGUGUACCGGCGCUCUGUCGUCAACUCCUCGCUGCCCAACGUCGCCAGCGCUGCCGGAGGCUGCGAGUCCUGGGAGGACGCGCAGCACAUCCUAUGGCAGGGUGCCCAGAUCUGCUUCGCGGCGGCGUUCCUGGUUCCGCACCGGUUCUCGCUGUCGUCGCUGGUGCUGCGCUGGCUGCUGACGCUCAGCUUCACUCUGACCAGCAUCUGGGCCGGCCUGGUGGUGUGCGCGCCCGACGUUCUCGCCUGGCAUCUGACCUGCCUGCUGGUGAACGCGGCGCACGCGCUGCGCCUGGCCUGGCGAGCGCUGCCGCCCCGCAUGCCGGCGCACCUGAGAACCCUCUACGAGCGAAUGUUCCUGCCCUACCAGGUGAGCACAAAUCGGUUCGUGGAGCUGACACGUGCUGCCGAAGUGGUGCACCUGGCCGCCGAACGCAGGUACGCCACAGAGGGCGUCACCGCGGCCGACCAAUGGGUGUCCAUUCUACUCACCGGCAAACUGCAAGUGACCUGCGAAGACGUAUUACUCCACUACGUACAACCCAACGAAUUCAUCGACUCCCCAGAAUACGAGUCGUGUCCUAUAGGUAGUGAAAAGCUAUUUCAGGUAACCAUCACAGCGCUGGAGCCGUGCACCUACCUGACAUGGCAGCGGCGGCGGCUGCACCUGCUGCUGCGCGCCAACCCGGCGCUGUGGGCCGUGGUGAACAACCUGGUGGGCCGGGACAUCGCGCUCAAGCUCUACUCGCUCGCCGAGUUCCACCAGUUGGGCGCCGACGGAGUGCCGCUGCCCGCGCGAGACGCGAGCCCCGACUGGGGCAAGCAAGUGCCGCGCAGCCUGAGCUUGGACGCCGUGUACACGGGGCCCGAGGGACGGCUGCGGUCCUUCGCGUGGCACGCGGCCCGAGAGGCCUCCAAGCGGGCUGUGGACGCCUCCAUCGCAACCUCUUCACACGUCUCCUCCUACGCGCCCGGUAGGGUAUAUGGAGCACCUGCAUGA
This is a messenger RNA of Rhipicephalus microplus (southern cattle tick), 1148 nucleotides long. RefSeq names its product popeye domain-containing protein 1-B. Gene Ontology annotation, cellular component: sarcolemma. Gene Ontology annotation, biological process: striated muscle cell differentiation; skeletal muscle tissue development; regulation of membrane potential. NCBI's taxonomy places the organism in Eukaryota, Metazoa, Arthropoda, Arachnida, Ixodida, Ixodidae. Gene Ontology annotation, molecular function: cAMP binding. The record is from RefSeq and is a predicted model, not a curated record.